AUGCAUAUAUAUAUAUAUAUACAUACAUUUAUUUAGAUAUCGUAGCGACAUCUCAGGAAUUCUUACAUUUUAUAGGUUAAUUGAUAGCAUAGGUUAGGUAUAUUGAACAUUGAUGUAAACAAAUUGGCGAAAUAGCAAUAUGAUCGUAUAGUUUUUUGUGAUCACGUUUUAUCUCGUGAUUUUUGACGCAUUUAAUGUUAUAUCUCAAUGGCAGUUUUACAUCGUGCAUUAUUUACUUGGUUCAAUCUUUUAAUUUUCUUGAUUUUACUUGUUAUAAGACUUGAUCAGAGAAUACAAUGGAAUUGGUUUAUAGUUUUCAUUCCGAUGUGGUUGUACGAUCAGAUACUUUUGAUUUACAUUGUUUUUAAUAUGGUAUCUCAUUUCAAAAAUGGACUUGUUGUUAAUUUACGUCGGGAAGCAUGGUACAUGACAGCUGUAUUUAUGAAAUUAACUGCUCAAAUUUUAAUAUGUUUAAAAUUGGAAGCUUCUCAUUGGUUUUUACCAGCAAAAAUUGUUCUGGCACCAUUCUGGGUUCUUCUUCCAGCAUUGGCAGUUGAUGUUUUUGUACAUCUUAUUCAACAUGACCAGUAUUGA
Messenger RNA from Osmia lignaria (orchard mason bee), 594 nucleotides. NCBI's taxonomy places the organism in Eukaryota, Metazoa, Arthropoda, Insecta, Hymenoptera, Megachilidae. The record is from RefSeq and is a predicted model, not a curated record.